AUGCGUAGCAAGGUACUCCAACCAUGGAGUUCAUUGCUACUUAUAACAAUCGCAUGCUCGACAAAAGUAGCUGCCGACUGGAUUCAAGUAUCUUACUCGCAGUACUGUUCUGUGCUUGAUCUCACUUUUCCAUUUGGAUUGGAGCCUGCAAUUGCUGCUGGACUCGUUGGAUCCAGUGUAGUAGUUCCUGUUGUGAUGAGUGGUCAGCCUCGUCGUUGCUUACAGUCGGGUUCUGCCUUGUCUGAUACAAUAACUGCUUACGAAUAUGCAUCGGUAGAUAAAACCUCCAUCAAUUUACUGCAAUGCGACAGUGCUUGCAACAGCUGUUCAUAUAUGGACAAACUGCUGAAUGCAUUUGAUUCAUCGCUUCCUAGCAAUUAUUGUGGACUAGUAUUUCGGGUUAUUUCACCAAAUGUUCAAACUGACACACAACUUCGCUCUGUAAUUCAACCAUGGGGAAUCUGGGCUACGCUCUCGUCUAAAUCUAUUAUUGCAACCACUUUCUCUCACACAACACAUACUGACAGUACCGCCCCGCUGUGUCUGGGCAAUCCUACCUAUGCCGUACAGCACUAUAUUUUUGACAAAUGCGUCCAGAUCGAUACUACUCGUUCAAUCAAGUCUAUUCAUGUUGGUAAUGGAUUUGAGCAACAAAUGUGCAUGUCCACCGACUGUUCAUACGAAUGCAUCACCAUGUCAAUAGUUUAUAGUUCAGACAUGUCAAAUGGUGUUGGAACCCCGUCGUCUUCAUCUGUCUGCGUCACGUUGACAACAGGUUGGAAUGCUGAAUAUGGUCCAGUCAUGUCAUUUAAUUCACUCUCUAGCACCCGUGAAGAUUCACAAUCGAUGAUGGGUCGUUUUUCGGCACCGGUCAUUGCAGCAUUCGUAAUCGGUACGUUGCUGAUAUUUUUCGUGUUGUGCAACUCCAUUUGGAUAUUCCUGAAACGUCGACGACAAAGACAACAGCCUCGACUAUCACUUCGCCAACAGCCACAAACAGCAGAAUCUAGCAAAAUUGUGUGGUACAAUAUUGUAUCUUCCUCGCAAGCAAAUUUACUUUCUCCAUCUUUGACUGGUAAAGCUUCAGGUCCACCCACCACAGUGUUGGCCAGUGUACCUCCUAGUAAUGCUCAUACAGUAGCCAAAUCAACCCCAUUUAAAAACAUUCCUUCCAAAUCUGGUGCUGCUACGACUUGUGAAUCACAUAUAAACACAAGUAAGCCGUCUUCAGCGAAUGCUCCAGAUCGUAUUAUAAACACGCGUUCAUCGAUCAAACCAAAGUUGAAUGCUGCCAUCAAAGUCUUGACAUCAUUUUCUUCCCCUUAUAAUAAUCAGCAGGGAUCUGGAUCAUCUCAUAAUCCAGCUGCAGUUGUUUCUCCUGUACAAGACAAACCAAGCCAGGCCGUGCAAUCUCUGAGCUCGCCUGAUAUAAAGAAAAAAUUGCAAUGGUUUAGUGGAUCAGAGCUUUCAAUUCCAUCAACCACCCAUUCAUCAAAAGAGACCAAUGGUCUUCCCAAUUUGCCCAACCAGGCACGCACAUCUUUUACAACAUCGCCCAAAUCUCGAUCACCAUCAGUCGAUCAGCGACCAUCUGGUCAACCGUGGCGGUUAUCCUCUGCAUCCAUGCCAAGUUCAAGGCCACUUCAAUCGCCCAAGCCUCAAAGCGAAUCAUCUUCUACACGUCUAUGGUUAGAGUCGGCAUUUCAACUGCACUUGUCAAGCACUUGGACUUUGGACCCUGAUACACAACGACAAAUGCAGAUGCAGGUAUCCAACCGGAAUCACAAAGGAGGCUCUGGGGUAUCGAGUGCUGAGGGUAUUCGACGUAAUAGUACUCCUGGUAGAGACCAAAGUACUACUCUAAAUAGCAGUAUAAAUAGUCGACAGAGUAGAAGCAGUAGCAGCAUGGCUAUUAAAUCUCGAUGGUGUACACCCGACUCACAAACUGUUGCGAAUAAUCUAUGCAGCUGA
Molecule: messenger RNA, 1971 nt
Organism: Batrachochytrium dendrobatidis JAM81
Lineage: Eukaryota; Fungi; Chytridiomycota; Chytridiomycetes; Rhizophydiales
Exons: 1
Coding region: 1-1971 (656 amino acids)
Source: RefSeq, a predicted model, not a curated record